AUGAGCAUUUUUUUUUUUUUAAAUAAAAAUGGUCUUGGAUUGGAUGCGCCGAAAUUUUCGAAUCCAUUGACCAUAGUUCAUGCUUUUCUCCCAUUUGGCCCUUUCUCUCUCUGUGUUUCGUCAGCAAAUAUGCAAAUCACGAAACAAAAGCUCGCCUAAUCUAAUACGUCAUCGCUCUAGCCCAGGCUAGAACCUUCACAGUUCCAAUUUUCCUAACCGCUUGUUUCCCUUCCCACUGUAUAUAUAUAUAUGUAUAUAUAUAAUAUAUGCAUGCCCACAAAUCCUAAACUCCAUCACCAACCUACAUUGGAGCCUUUCUUCUCUCAACUCUCUCCAAACUCAUUUGCUAUUUGUAUAUUGCCAUUUCGAUUUUCCAUAAUUAAAAAAAAAUGGCAGCCAAAUCGCCAGAGGAAGAGCAUCCUAAGCCAGCCUUUGGAUGGGCAGCAAGAGACCAGACUGGCCAUCUCUCUCCUUUCAAAUUCUCUAGAAGGGCAACAGGGGAAAAAGAUGUGGCUUUUAAAGUCCUAUAUUGUGGGAUGUGUCACUCUGAUCUUCACAUGCUCAAGAAUGAAUGGGGUUCUUCUACUUACCCUCUUGUCCCUGGGCAUGAGAUUGUGGGAGUGGUGACAGAGGUGGGAAGCCAGGUUGAAAAAUUCAAGGUAGGAGACAAGGUGGGUGUAGGAUGCAUGGUAGGAUCAUGUCGCUCCUGCGAUAACUGCACAAACAAUCUUGAAAAUUACUGUCCACAAAUGAUACUUACAUAUGGCGUCAAGUAUUAUGACGGAACCACCACCUACGGCGGCUACUCUGACUCAAUGGUCGCCGACGAGCACUUCAUCGUUCGUAUUCCAGAUGGCUUGCCUCUCGAUGCUGCUGCCCCUCUCCUAUGCGCUGGGAUUACAGUGUACAGCCCGUUAAGAUAUUAUGGGCUUGACAAACCGGGCAUGCAUGUGGGUGUUGUUGGGCUUGGUGGCCUCGGUCACAUGGCUGUCAAGUUUGGUAAGGCUAUGGGGGUUAAAGUAACUGUCAUUAGCACCUCACCCCACAAGAAAGAGGAAGCCAUUGGCCGUCUAGGUGCUGACUCAUUUUUGGUCAGCCGUGACCAAGAUCAAAUCAAGGCUGCAAUGGGAACAAUGGAUGGAAUUAUUGAUACAGUGUCUGCAACGCACCCUCUCUACCCUUUGAUUGGCCUAUUGAAGUCUCAUGGAAAGAUAGUUCUGGUUGGUGCUCCAGAGAAGCCAUUAGAUCUCCCAGUAUUUCCUCUGAUAAUGGGGAGGAAGAUAGUUGGUGGAAGCUGCAUUGGAGGAAUGAAAGAGACGCAGGAAAUGAUUGAUUUCGCAGCCGAACACGGCAUAAGAGCAGAUGUUGAAGUUAUUGGAAUUGAUUAUGUGAACACCGCCUUAGAGCGGUUGUUGAAAGCUGAUGUUAGAUACCGAUUUGUGAUUGAUGUUGCCAAUACAAUAAACCCUACCCAUUGAAAAUGACCAUUCAUUUUCAUA
Jatropha curcas is the source of this 1499-nucleotide messenger RNA. Its product is annotated as putative mannitol dehydrogenase. NCBI's taxonomy places the organism in Eukaryota, Viridiplantae, Streptophyta, Magnoliopsida, Malpighiales, Euphorbiaceae. The record is from RefSeq and is a predicted model, not a curated record. Gene Ontology annotation, molecular function: oxidoreductase activity, acting on the CH-OH group of donors, NAD or NADP as acceptor; zinc ion binding.